AUGAGGCGUACCCCCCAGCAGCAGCCUCCGCAGCAGGCGGAGGAUGAGGGAUCGCUGCCCCACACAGUGGGGCUGCAGGCCUGCACGCCCCUGGACGGCUCGUUGUCGGGAGUGACCCUCCGUGCGGCCAACCUGCUGGCCUGGCACCCCACUCGCCAGCGCCUGCUCACCGCCUCAACCGCUGCGAUGGUGGAGUAUGAUGCUGUGUCGGGGGCGCGCCGCAGCCUGGUGGAGGUGGCAGGCACGCCGCUGCGCGUGUGCUACACACCCAACGGAGCCGCAGUGGUGCUGCUGACCAAGGAGCGCGGCAUCUUGUGCUGGAGCACCGCCAGCUGGAAGCGGCGCGUGCUGCUGGCGCCAGACCCCAAGUAUGCGGGCAAGAAGCUGGCGGCGGGCCUGCUGGCGGUGUCAGGGGGCCAGCACCCGGUUGUGUACUGGACGCCGCUGGGCAAGAACACCGUGCGCAUGGCCCACACCGCGCCCCUGGACGUGCCCAAAGGGCUGGGGUUCUGGACGGCGCGCGACAGCGGCGACAGCACGGUCAGCAAGCUGCGCUUCCCGCGCUACGCACACGUCAUCAGCGCCGGCCGCGCGUGCGCCUACGACCUCACGCACGGCAUGCUGAGCGACAGCCUGGCGCUGCCGCCCGCCAACGCCGCGGGGCAGGAGCGGCGCCUGGUGCGGGCGGUGCGCUCGCCGCGCCAGGGCGCCUGGCUGGCCUUUGCAAAGGUGUUGUCUCGGAAGCGGGAGGGGUCUGCUCUGGGCCCCGGCCAGCUGGAGUUCUGCCUGGUCACCGACAGCCAGGCAGCGCUGACCACCGGCCAGUGGAUGCUGCCGGGCGCGGACGGCGCGUUUGUGGGCCCCCAGCACGACAUGGUGGCUGUGGCAUCCAAUUCGGGGCGCACCCUGGCGCUGUACGAGACCGCCAAGCUGGGCGGGGCGGGGGCGGGCGCCAAGCCGCUGUACAGCGCGGAGCUGGCGCAGGGGCUGGUGGCGGCGGUGUACCCGGGUGGGUGGCGUGUGUGGGUGUGGGGCGGCCGCAGCGCGGAGCGCCUGGCCGACCAGUUGCUGGCGGUGAACGAAAACGCGUUUGUGCACGGUGCCUCGGCGAGCAGCCUGUACGGCGGCCGGGCCAACGCCGACGACUGGACAGUACGGACCGCUGCUGCUGCUGCUGAGGAGGAGGAGGAGGAGGAGGGCGAGGGUGGCCGGGCCGGCGGCGGCGGCGGCGCGCAGGACGAGGAGGAGGAGGGCGGGCCCGGGGAGGGCGGCGGCGGCGGCGGCGGCGGGCCGGAGAUCGACGUGGCGCCAGCUGGCAGGCUGCCCUUCCAGGAGGCCUCCCUGCAGGUGCUGUCGGCGGCGGACCCGGUGCUCGCCGCCUCCCCCCACGGCGAGGCCGAGGGGCAGCCCAUUGCCGGGCUGGACCUGGGGACUCUGGAGGCAUACCUGGGGGUGCCCGGCGCGGCAGUCGUCAAGCCCGCGGUGUCGACGCCCACCGCCGCGGCGGCGGGCGCGGCGGCCGCUGUGAUGGCCGGCCUCGGCGGCGGCGGCGGCGGCGGCGGCGGCGGCGGCGGCGGCGGCAUCAGCCGCAUGGACACGGGGCUGUCGGAGCUGAGCUACCCUCUGGAGCUGGAGCUGGGGGCAGGGGCGGCGGGCGGCGGGCGCGGCGGGUACGAGGGCGUCGGCGAGGGCGUCGGCGGCGCGGGUCGCGACUUCACCGCGGCGCAGGCGGCCGCCAGGGCCGCCUUCCGGCGCGACACCGCGGACGACGAGGACGAUUUCUUUUCCAGUGACGACGAGUCUGCCCCCACAGAGGAGGCGGACAGCCGGUCGGCGGCCAGCGUGACCACCAGCGGCGCCCCCGGCGGCGGCGGCUCCCAGCGCUUCCGCGUCUCCAUCCGCCCGGCCGAGGAGGCGGCGCCGGUGGCGGCGCGAGGCAGCGGCGACCUGCGCGCCGCGGCGCUGCUGCAGGCCUGCCUGCCCGGGUGGAGCCUGCGGCUGGGCGGUGCCAGCAGCCUGGGGGGCAGCACAGACAGCACCCCCUUCCCCACCUCACGCUCCGCAUCCAGCCUGGGCGGCGCCAAGCUCGGCACGCUGCCGCCCCCGCCAGGCGCCUCGCCCGUCAAGCCCAGCGGCAGCGCCGGCAGCGGGCUGGACCAGGCUGCAGCGGCCGCGGCGGCGGCAUCCGUGGCGGCGGCGCCGGUCGCCAGCGACGACCCUUUUGCAGACCUGUUUGGCCUGGGCACGCCUGGCGGCGCCAAGGCCCCGCCGCCGCCGCCCGCCGCCGCGGCGGCGGCGGCGGCCACGGGCCCCAUGCGGCCCCAGCCCGCGGCGCAGCAGUCGCUGCUGUCUGGAUGGGACGACUUUGAGGCACUGUUUGCUGCUGAGCCCGGUGCCGCGGGCGGCCAGCAGCAGGCAGCGGCGGCCGGGGCUGACCCCUUUGGUCCCGUCUCCUUCCCGCCGCCCCCGGCACCAGCCUCUGCCAGCCCUCCCAAGCCUGCGCCUGCGGCCGGCAGCCCCCCCAAGCCUGCGGCAGGCAAGCCAGCCAAGGCGGCCGCCCCCGCCACGGCCGGCGGCGGGGUGAAGAAGUCUGGGUCGUUGGCUGAGCUGGCGCCCGCUGGCGCCAGCAAGGCGGUUGACGAGGGGCUGGCGGCGUUCCAGGCGGGGCGCUGGGACGCCGCCGCCUCCCAGUUUGGCAGCGCCGUCGAUCAGGCGGGCGGGGCGGGCCCCGCCUUCACGCAGCAGGCGCUGCAGCUCUUUGCCGCCGACCAGCUGACGUGGCUUAUCAUCCAGUCCACCUCGGGGGCCACCGGCCUGGACGCCACGCAGCUGCAGGACAAGCUGAGCGCGUGCGACCGCGCAGGCGGCGGCAACGCCUCCCUGCCUCGCGACGAGGACCGCGACUCGUUUGCCGCCAUCGUGUCGAGCUGCGGGGCGCGGGGGGAGGCCGAGGACCUGGUGGGCAACAUUGUGAGCGCGGGGUGA
Chlorella variabilis is the source of this 2985-nucleotide messenger RNA. RefSeq lists its product as hypothetical. The transcript is spliced from 15 exons. The record is from RefSeq and is a predicted model, not a curated record. The coding region runs from base 1 to 2985 and encodes 994 amino acids. NCBI's taxonomy places the organism in Eukaryota, Viridiplantae, Chlorophyta, Trebouxiophyceae, Chlorellales, Chlorellaceae.